Molecule: messenger RNA, 1533 nt
Organism: Striga hermonthica
Lineage: Eukaryota; Viridiplantae; Streptophyta; Magnoliopsida; Lamiales; Orobanchaceae
Source: the annotation of a GenBank genome assembly
AUGAACAAGGCCUCGUUUCUCUUCUUUCUCCUCCUUUGCACCAACACUUUAUUCUCAGCACAAUGCUUUGAUCAGCCGGAAGAAGCCGCCGUUGGCCUCGACCUCGGCGGGCUUAGUCGAGACACUUUCCCGAAGAAAUUCGUGUUCGGGACGGCAUCCUCCGCCUAUCAAGUCGAGGGCAUGGCCGACAAGGACGGUCGAGGCCCAAGCAUUUGGGAUACUUUCAUCAAAGUUCCCGGACGCGAGCCCAAUAAUGCCUCUGGAGAAGUGUCAGUGGACCAAUACCACAAAUACAAAGAGGACAUUGAUCUUAUGGCCAAGAUGAACUUUGAUGCCUACAGAUUCUCAAUUUCUUGGUCCAGAAUAUUCCCAAAUGGAACUGGAAAGGUCAAUAGGAAGGGAGUUGCUUACUAUAACAGGUUGAUCAACUACAUGCUCAAAAAAGGAAUCGAACCGUAUCCGAAUCUUAAUCAUUACGAUCUUCCUCAAGCGCUUCAGGAUAGAUACAACGGGUGGCUUGGCCGUGAAGUAGUGAAAGAUUUUGCCGAUUAUGCCGAGUUCUGUUUCAAAACAUUUGGAGACAGGGUAAAGAACUGGCAGACAUUCAACGAGCCUAGAGUGGUAGCUGCCCUGGGAUAUGAUAACGGGUUUUUCGCACCCGGAAGGUGCUCUAAAGCCUUUGGAAACUGCACGGAGGGAAAUUCGGCCACCGAGCCUUAUAUCGUUGCCCAUAAUCUCAUUCUAUGUCAUGCAGCCGCUGCUCAGAGAUACCGUGACAAAUAUCAGGAAAAACAAAAUGGUAGGAUCGGGAUUCUGUUGGAUUUCGUUUGGUACGAGCCCCUUACGAGAUCCAAAGCGGACAAUUAUGCAGCGCAAAGGGCAAGAGAUUUUCACAUCGGAUGGUUUAUGCAUCCUCUGGUGUAUGGAGAGUAUCCAAAAACAAUGCAGAAUAUAGUCGGGAAGAGGCUGCCGAAGUUCACAAAAGAUGAGGUCGAAAUGGUGAAGGGCUCCUUCGACUUUGUUGGCAUAAAUCAGUACACAACAUACUACAUGUACGAUCCACACCAGGGAAAACCAAAGGACUUAGGCUACCAACAAGAUUGGAACUGUGGAUUUGCUUAUGAUCGUCACGGAGUGCCAAUCGGGCCAAGGGCGCACUCAGAAUGGCUUUACAUCGUGCCAUGGGGUUUGUACAAAGCCGUAAACUACAUCAAAGAACGCUAUGGCAAUCCCACUAUUAUUUUGGCUGAGAAUGGGAUGGAUCAGCCAGGCAACCUAACGCUCCCAAAGGUCUUGCACGACGAGGAGAGGAUCAAUUACUACAAAAGUUAUCUUAUACAAUUGAAAAAGUCUAUAGACGAGGGAGCGAAAGUGAUUGGCUACUUCCAGUGGACGUUUGUCGACAACUUUGAGUGGAGAUUGGGUUAUACGUCAAGAUUUGGAAUCGUGUACGUGGAUUUCAAAACCCUCAAGAGGUACCCCAAGAUGUCGGCUUACUGGUUCAAGCGUCUGCAACAGAAGCAUAAACAUUAA